AUGGAUUCUAUCGUGGAUCCUUUCACCGAUCCUAUAAUGGAUUCUAUCGUGGAUCCUUUCAUGGAUCCUUUCAUGGAUCCUUUCAUGGAUCCUUUCAUGCAUCCUUUCAUCGGUCCUUACAUAAAUCCUUUUAUGGAUCCUUUCAUAAAUCCUUUUAUGGAUCUUUUCAUGGAUUCUUUCAUGGAUCCUUUGAUGGAACCUUUCAUGGAUCCUUUCAUGGAUCCUUUCAUGGAUCCUUUCAUGGAUCCUUUCAUGGAUCCUUUCAUGGAUCCUUUCAUGGAUCCUAUCAUGAAUCCUUUCAUGGAUCCUUUCAUGGAUCCUUUCAUGAGUCCUUUCAUGGAUCCUUUCAUGAAUCCUUUCAUGGAUCCUUUUAUGGAUCCUUUCAUGAAUCCUUUCAUGGACCCUUUCAUGAAUCCUUUCACACAUCAACUUUCAAAAUUCAGGGAUUAA
This is a messenger RNA of Eurytemora carolleeae, 450 nucleotides long. Its product is annotated as circumsporozoite protein-like. The record is from RefSeq and is a predicted model, not a curated record. Lineage: Eukaryota; Metazoa; Arthropoda; Copepoda; Calanoida; Temoridae. The coding region runs from base 1 to 450 and encodes 149 amino acids. The transcript is spliced from 2 exons.